CCGGCGCCUCUAGGAUUCUUCCGUGAUGUCGUGGUUUCGAGGCGCUCCUUUGGCCCAGGGUCCUGGAGAGGAGGGGGACGUUUUUGACGAGGAAGCUGACGAGUCGGUCCUGGUGCAUCGGGAAUGGCGGAGCCACAUGCAGAGACGAGUCAAAGAAGGCUAUAGAGAUGGAAUAGAUGCUGGCAAAGCAGUUACUCUUCAACAAGGUUUCAAUCAAGGUUAUAAGGAAGGUGCAGAAGUCAUUAUAAACUAUGGACAACUCAGAGGAACAUUGAGUGCUUUGCUCUCCUGGUGUCACCUUCAUGAUGAUAGUGCGGCUUUGAUCAGUAAAAUAAAUAAUCUUCUGGAUGCAGUUGGCCAGUGUGAAGAGUAUGUGCUCAGACAUCUGAAAUCAAUCACUCCACAGCCCCAUGUUGUAGAUUUAUUGGACUCCAUUCAGGAUAUGGACCUUUGUCAUAUAACUCCAGCUGAGGAAAAGAUUGAUGAAGCUAAAGAUGAAAGAUUCUAUGAAAAUAAUGCUGAGUUUAACAAAAACUGUAGCAAGAAUCUUAGUGGGGUAGAUUGUUCAUCUUUAAAAUGUUGUAGAACACGGGAGCGUGCACAUUCCGAAAACCCAAGCCUCACUUGGAUUUUAGAACAGACAGCCAGUUUGGUAAAACAGCUGGGAGUAUCAGUAGACAUAUUACAGCACCUCAAACAACUAUAAAAAUUAUCUUCAUUUUAAUAAUGAAAAUAAUAUUCAGAAUGUUCUUAGAACAUUUUGUUUCUGAACAAGCUAACCAAAAUUUGUACUGGUUUCUACAUUGAACACUUCACUUGUAAGGUUAUCCUUCAUGGAAGUUUGAAAUGUCUUCAAAAUUAACACUAUUUAAUAUAAGCCUAUUUUCUUUGUCACUGGUAAUUUUUAUGUGGUUUAAGAUAUGCUCGGGAAUUCCAGUUGUCAUCAUUUUCAAAUUUCUGAUCAAAAUCAAGCAUUUUUGGACUCAUUAUUAGCAGAAAUGAACAAGAAUCAGACUACAGUUAACCCUUGAACAGCACAGGUGUUAGGGAUACCCACCCACCAUGCAGUCAAAAAUCCGCAUAUUACUUAUAGCUGGCCCUCCAUACCUGCAGUUGCGAGUCUCAGAUUCACCCAACCUCAGAUGGUACGGUACUGUAGUAUUUACUACUGAAAAAAAUCCAAGUAUAAGUGGACCCUCAGAGUUCAAACUCUUGUGGUUCAAGCAUCAAAUGUUAUUUUGUAAGGACUUAGCCCUACCUUCUGCUCUUAGCACAUUGUCUUGUGAUUAGGACCUCACUUUAUAAUCAGACCAAAGUUACAAAAAAUUACCUAAUGGCUAAAGUUGUAAAUAGACACACAUAGAUAUAUAUAGAUAUGUAGACAUAUAUAUAUAUUGAAAUUAAGAGGCUAAUAAGUGUAAAGCUGAAAAAAUGUUUAUACUGAUAAUUAAAAUACUAAAAGUUUUAGUUUUUUUAUUGAGGUAUAAUUGAUUUAUAAUGUUUCAGGUAUACAGCAGAGUGAUUCAGUUAUACCUUUAUUUUUCAGAUUUUUUUCCAUUAUAGGUUAUUACAAAAUAUUGAAUAUAGUUCCCUGUGCUAUAUAGUAGGUCCUUUUUGUUUAUUUUAUAUAUAGUAAUGUGUAUAUGUUAAUCCCAAACUUCUAAUUUAUGCCCACCUCCUUUCCCUUUUGGUAACCGUAAGUUUGUUUUCUAUGUCUGUGAGUCUAUGUCUGUUUUGUAAAUAAGUUCAUUUGUAUCAUUUUUUUAGAUUCCACAUAUAAGUGAUAUCAUACCAUAUUUGUUAAAGUUUGUUUCAGUUUUGUGUUUAUUAAAAGUAAGGACACAAUUCCAUGAAAAAUACAGAAAAUACAUUUCAUGCUAAAGUACUUACUUAG
Eubalaena glacialis (North Atlantic right whale) is the source of this 1894-nucleotide messenger RNA. It is a transcript of the gene YAE1, whose product is annotated as YAE1 maturation factor of ABCE1. NCBI's taxonomy places the organism in Eukaryota, Metazoa, Chordata, Mammalia, Artiodactyla, Balaenidae. The transcript has 3 exons. Bases 26 to 706 code for a protein of 226 amino acids. The record is from RefSeq and is a predicted model, not a curated record.